AUGGCUUUUCAACAGCCCAUCUUAAAUCCGUGCGUUCCCUUUUGCAGCUCUAUUUUUGGGGGUCUCAGCGAAGGAAAAAUGAUUGUGAUUCAAGGUUGCGUCUCGUUCUCUGCCAAAAGAUUCUCCGUGAACUUGGUCUGUGCGAAUGGAGACAUCGCCUUCCAUUUCAACCCACGAUUUGAUGAGGGCAACGUCAUUGUCUGCAACACGCAAGAAAAAGGCUGCUGGGGAUCUGAGGAACGGACCUCCAAAAUGCUCUUCCAGCCAGGGGUCUCUUUUGAAGUGAUCAUCAACAUCAGGAGCUGUGGUUACCAGGUUUCCGUCAAUGGCAGCCAGUUCAUAGAUUACCGACACCGCCUUCCCAUGCAUCUGGUCCAGACUUUGCAGAUCAAAGGGGACAUCUCCUUGAGUUGGAUCAAUUUCACAGGCGGAUUGGUUCCACCUCCUUAUGCGCCUCCACCUUACAAUCCCAACCCACCUAUGAAUAACAUCGGUGGAAUGACGGUGUACAAUCCGACCACCCCGUUUUGUGCACCUCUUCUGGGGCGUUUCUUUCCCUCCUGUAAGAUCAUAAUUAUGGGGACCAUUCCUUAUUCAGCAGACAGAUUUCACGUGAACCUGAAAAACAUCCUGAUGGGCAACAUCGCCCUGCACGUCAACCCCCGGUUCAAAGAGGGAGCCCUGGUCCGGAAUUCGUUCAUCAACGGCUGUUGGGGAAGCGAAGAGAGAAAUAUUGCCUUCCUGCCGUUCUGUCCCGGACAGAGCUUUCAGCUGGAGAUCACCUAUCUGCAGAACUGCUACGAGGUGAUGGUGAACGGGCAGCUGAAAUUUGAAUACUAUCAUCGGAUCCCUGCCUCUCAAGUGGAUCAACUGGAAAUAGCCGGAGACGUGAAACUUUCCUGCGUGCAGUACUGAUCACCCUCUGUGAACCGUCGUGUCCUG
Molecule: messenger RNA, 942 nt
Organism: Protobothrops mucrosquamatus (brown spotted pit viper)
Lineage: Eukaryota; Metazoa; Chordata; Lepidosauria; Squamata; Viperidae
Product: galectin-4-like
Exons: 9
Coding region: 1-915 (304 amino acids)
Biological process (GO): negative regulation of type II interferon production; positive regulation of gene expression; negative regulation of CD4-positive, alpha-beta T cell proliferation
Cellular component (GO): nucleus; cytosol
Molecular function (GO): carbohydrate binding; galactoside binding
Source: RefSeq, a predicted model, not a curated record